AAGUUAUUCCGGGUGUUUCCCAGUGUUUGGGCGUAUGUUGGGAUAUUAUAAUUUGGUUCACGGUCAGUUAGAAGGCAUUCUUUCGUACGGGCAGGUGGACGUCGUGAUUGCCAAGUGUCGGACAGAUGUGAUAAGAUGAGCGUGGGUACUAUCGUAAGAGGUUUGGUACUUCUGUGCCUAUCACACAUCAGUUGGGGCCUCAUCAAGGGUUGCGACAAUGAACAACGGUGUGUACAGCUUGCGCUGUGCGGUCAGUAUCUUCAUUACGUUAACGAGGCUCCAAAAUAUUGGCCUCCAAGUGUGCGUGAGGAAGCGCUCCAGCAGCUGUGUGACGUGCAGAGAGCGGUGAAUGGUUCCAAGAUCUAUUACAUAUGCUGCAAUCGGAAGGAAAUUCUGUGCGGUGUCACACGUGUGCAAUUGAUCGCGUAUGGCCAACAGGCUCGAGCGUAUGCCUUUCCCUGGAUGGCAUUGCUAGAGACGAGCGUCACCGAUGAGCUGCCUUGCGGUGGAAGUCUCAUAAACGAUCGCCACAUACUGACAGCAGCACACUGCGUCAAGGCACGGAAAAUCGUUGGCGUACGUGUCGGAGUGCAUGAUGUCAACAACGAUCGUAAAUGUGACGAUAGGAUUCAUUUUAAAGAUGAUUAUUAUGACAGCGAUGAGAGCACCGAAACGGACGAUGCCGACGAUGAGUACUCUGCCGGCUGUGGACCUCCGGCCCAGCGCAUCCCGAUCGACACGAUCGUGAUUCAUCCGAAAUAUAGUCCACGCUCGAAGCGCAACGAUUUGGCGAUUAUCCGUUUGCAAUACGCUGCCGUCAUUGGGUACAGUGUUAUUCCAAUCUGUCUACCUCUUACGGAGCAGCUGCGUGCCUACCGUCCAUCAGAUUCCUUCGUCACCGGCUGGGGACUAACGGAGUCGGGUGAACGGUCGGCUGUUCUACGGUAUGCGGUCUUACCGUCAAUCACCCUACCAGAUUGUGCGAUGCGUAUCAAGGAGCUGGAUCGAAUAAUUGUGCUGGAUGAUGCACAUCUGUGUGCUGGCGGCAAUAAUAAAACGGCUCACUGUAACGGAGACUCGGGAGGACCGUUGCAGUACGUAUCGGACUCGACGCGUUUCGUUCUGCAGGGUGUGGUUUCGUUUGGGGUGAAAACUUGCGGAACAAAGAUUGCACCGGGAGUGUUUGCAAACGUUACGCACUUUAUCGAUUGGAUCGUACGGGAAGCUAAUGUGUUGGAUUAG
Messenger RNA from Anopheles maculipalpis, 1242 nucleotides. RefSeq names its product phenoloxidase-activating factor 3-like. Gene Ontology annotation, molecular function: serine-type endopeptidase activity. The coding region runs from base 136 to 1242 and encodes 368 amino acids. The record is from RefSeq and is a predicted model, not a curated record. NCBI's taxonomy places the organism in Eukaryota, Metazoa, Arthropoda, Insecta, Diptera, Culicidae. Gene Ontology annotation, biological process: proteolysis. The transcript is spliced from 5 exons.